Molecule: messenger RNA, 1642 nt
Organism: Exserohilum turcica Et28A
Lineage: Eukaryota; Fungi; Ascomycota; Dothideomycetes; Pleosporales; Pleosporaceae
Exons: 2
Coding region: 116-1642 (508 amino acids)
Biological process (GO): positive regulation of transcription by RNA polymerase II
Cellular component (GO): nucleus
Molecular function (GO): transcription cis-regulatory region binding; DNA-binding transcription factor activity
Source: RefSeq, a predicted model, not a curated record
CGACUCGUACCAGCAAGCCCAGCUCAACUUCAGCCUCGACCAGCAUCGCGCACAGCACCAGCAUGGACGGACAAUAUCCAACUACUCAAACGGCCCCACGCCCUCGACAUACACAAUGGAACAAUCUGAGAGCCCCGCCCCGCUUCCAACCCGCGACUAUCUGAAAAGUCAAGAGGAGGUCCUAUACAUGCAGGUCUUUGUCGAAGAAAUUGGAAUUUGGAUGGAUAGCAUGGAUGCACAUAAGCACUUUUCGCGAUUGCUGCCCUUCCAUGCGCUCAACGAGCCGAUGCUGUUACAUGCCUUUCUUGCAUGUGGCGCACGGCAUCUUGCGCUUGUCAAUCCAAAGUACAGCGAGGAAAAGGCACUGCAUUACUAUGAUGUAGCGACGCGCGACCUAUUGCAUUCUCUCCAAAACCCCGACCGCGACACCAUUCUAUGUGCGACAACUGCCGUCAUAUUAAAUGUCUACGAGAUCAUGGCCGAGCGCGCACUACAACGGAUGAACCACAUUGCCGGGGCUCGCGCCUUGAUCAAGGAGUGCCGGUGGAAUGCAAAAUCAACAGGCAUCGGAGCUGCCUGUUUCUGGCUCAACGUGGGCAUGGAGAUUCUGAGCUGUCUGCACUUCAAUUGGCAAGUCGCGUGGGAUCCAGACGACUGGGGCAUUGAAAUGGACUUUACGCCAGAGACGGAAUCGGGAAAAGAGGAGGUCUGGACACAUCGCAUAUUGUAUAUUGUUGCCAGGAUAUGCAACUUCCGCGCUUCAAUACCACGCAACCCAGAAGUCGCUAGACAAACAUUGCAGGACCGCCACAACGAGUGGCUACGUCUCAAAGACAUGACCGACAGAUGGAACGAAAACAUCCCCAGAACUAUGCAUCCAAUGGCCUAUCUUUAUCCCGGCCAGACCAUAUCUGGCUCAGCAUUUCCAGAAGUCUGGUUAAUCAAAAGAACAUCAAUCGUCGCCCGCCUGUUUUAUCACACGUCUCUUGUUCUCCUGGCCCAGAUCAACCCAGUACAAGCAACCAGCGAGCCGGAAAUGUGGGCCAUGCUCGAGCAAAACUCAAAGUUUAUCUGCGGCAUUAGCGCACAUGUCAAAGAUCGCGGCGUCGCUAGCGUCGCACUAAGGUCCCUUGCCAUUGCGGCCGAGUCUCUCACCGAUCGGCGAGAGCAAGAAGAGGUUCUCCAAAUCUUUGACAAGAUUCGACAAGAGACAGGGUGGCGAGUAGGAUUUGUCAAUACCGAACUGAAGCAAAAGUGGGGCUGGGAUACUCCGCAGAACCAGGACCAACAGCAGCAACAGCAACAGCCACCACCACCGCAGCAACAGCAGCAGCAGCAGCAGCAGCAGCAACAGCUUAACGGGCAAAUGCAAGACGGCAACUCCAUGUACCAGCAGCAGCCACACAUUGUCGUUCAGCAACAGAUGCCUCAAGUCUCUCUAGCGCCCCCGCCCCCAGCACAAGCCCCAGCCUCCGUACCCCGCCGACCAACCGCCUUUGGCAAUCCUCUUCUCGUCGCCGACUUUAGCAUGCCUCAGCACCCCUAUCAAGCACACUAUGUCCCCGCGAAUAUUGUCCAACAACAGCAACCUCCCUCUCUUCUCCAGCCGCCUCUUAAUGGCUAUGGAACUCAUUUUUUCUAA